Biomphalaria glabrata is the source of this 9381-nucleotide messenger RNA. RefSeq lists its product as uncharacterized. The transcript is spliced from 4 exons. Bases 601 to 1629 code for a protein of 342 amino acids. NCBI's taxonomy places the organism in Eukaryota, Metazoa, Mollusca, Gastropoda, Planorbidae. The record is from RefSeq and is a predicted model, not a curated record.
UAUAAACAUACGUUGAUCAUCCGGAUGACCAUGAACUUAUCAAUACCAAUACUCAUGCAUUGUGGCAAAAGAAAAAUUCAGCAUAAACACGCUCCGUAUUCAGUAUUCAUCAAUGAUAUGGGUGAUAUCAUGCAUAAUGUUUACACUUUUGAAUGUAAAUGUGUUGUUUUUUUGUGUGUGUGUCAAUCUAUGCACCCACACGAUAAUUCAAUUCGUUGGAUACAGUAAACGAUUGUUCUUUUUGUUGUGCUAAUCCAUUUUAUACAUAUGGAUUUUCCUGGUAUUGACUGGAAUUUUUGAUCAAUGUUUAUUAAGUAUGAUUUGCAUAAUUCAUAUUGGAGAUAAGCUGCCAAUAGACCCCUCUAUUGGCCAUUCUAUUCGGAGCGCUUCAAUUUACGAAGUUGGAACAGAAGUACUCUCCGAAUCAGUCUGAGAGAGAGCGUAAAUCAUCUGAGUCUUAAUAGUACGUGGUCGAUACAGACUGGGCCGGCUCUAGUUGGUCACUCCCUGGUCAGAGUCUAUCUACCAAAAUUAGAUUACGUCACGCUCCCAAGUGGCCAGCCUGUAUGAGGGGAUAGUUCAAUUAGCCAGUCCGGUCCAAUGUUAGCCAGAACUGGCACCAUUAUCAGGAAGCAGAGACGAAGGUCAAGUACCACCAGCAAGGCCAGCAGUAGGCGGGAGUCGGCCACCACCCCGACACCCUCCAUGUGCCUGUCCCCAUCGCCCUCCCCAAGCUUCAGUGGCGGGCACUUCCUGUUCACGCAGCCGCCCCCGAACAGCUUCCCCUCGCCGUUCUCUCCAAGCCCAGAAUCCGCCCCUGUGGUGAAUGGCCACGCCAAGGGUGUCACGUUCAGCUUUGACGUCAAGAGCAUCAACUCUCACAUCAGCUCACACAUCAGCUCACACAUCAACUCACACUGCAAGCUGACUCCGCCCCCUUCGGAGAAGCCCAUGUACGAGAGUACUGUCAUCUGGACGGAAGUGGAAGACACGGACACACAUUACUCGGUGCUGGGCAGUCUGUGUGAGGCCAGCGUGGAGGCCAGGCAUCCGUGUGACUUUAUACACAGGUCUAUGUUUAUCAUAGGCGGCACAUGGCCAGUGACAGUUUUUACUUUGAUAUUAUUAGCACUUCCUUUAGUUAUGACAGCUAUAGGUGUAAAUUAUCUUCACGAGUGCCCGAGGGAGCCAAAGCUCCCUAUCUACCUGGUAGUGGGGGGCUGCUUUGGCAUCAUCAAGCUCAUCUUUCUACUCUGGAAGCAGAUCAAGCGGCAUCGCGAAGACGUCAUCGACCUGCACGACGACGACGACCUCCUGACCAUGACGCGGAUGACCAACAUGGCGCUCAACGUCUUCCUAUCCGUCUGGUUCAUCUUCGGCCACUACUGGCUGAUCAGGAUCUGGAAGCCGCACUUCAAGGCCCCGCUCCACGAGCCUAGGAACUGGUGCGACGAGACCGUCUUCUUCUUCACCUUCUGGCAGCUUGUCGUCUGCCACACCAUCCUGGCUCUGGUCCUCGUGACGGCCGUCAUCCUGUACUGCUGCUACGUCUGCGUCAAGUGCUUCGUCCACGACGACCGCUCCCACCCACGCCCGCUGGGCGACCAAGCCAGGGACACGGAGAGAUGACGUCAGACUUCCGCCAAGGCGAAACUUGUGCAACACGUUUAGCUGACGGCGGGAAAAUAAUCGGGAAUUUCCAAUUUUCCGAUUUACUUAUUUAAAAAAACAAACUAAAAACAAGGACUCAGACAUUGUUAUUCUGAAAAAAAAAAGAAAUGGACCAAAUAAUGAAACGUAACAACGGAAUUGAUAUAACAUGUUUAAUCCGUUUAUUUCAAUACUCGUAUUUUUAUAGUGAAACAUGUGCCUGGUAUUGACAUAUGUAGAGUAUUAAUCCUUCCCACGUAAGCCUUCAAUUUGUCAUUAAAAUCGCCCUCCGAUCCUUUAUCAUGUGUUGGAGAAAACCACGAUUCAUUUAUUUUUAAACGCUGUGCUAUUUUUAGUUCUUUAUUGCAUCAUCUCAUCGGCUUACAUGGCGCUUUAUUCAUUCUCUUUAUUCUUAUGACAAUGAUGCAUUUAGAGGCUCAAUUUUGAAUAUUCUUUGCGCUUGAAAAUGUUUUCAUUUUUGUGCUCUCCCUUUUUGCUAUUGCCAUACUGCAGAAAGAUAAAUCACUCACUUAAUGGACAAUAUCAGGCGAAGGUGACAAGGUGUUCAUCUAAUAUAUAAAGCAGAAUGUAAGGCGUAUCUAUAUAUGUAUGUAUGUAUGUAUGUCUCGCAUAGAAAUCAAAACCGUUUGACCAAUCUUGAUAAAACUUGGUAUAAAUGUUCCUUAGAUCAUGGCAAAGGCCGUAGUGUAUUUUCAAUGUCACCUCUCCCCCCCCCCCUCCAGAUGUCCCUACUGAUCACACAUUAACAUUCACACACUCACACACACACACACACACACAAAACAGUUUUUUUUUUCUUCAUGUAUUAAAACAAAAAUGUCCUUUCAAAACUAUUGCUUUAUAACGCCUCUUUUUUUUUAGCCAGCUUUGGGAAAGGGGUGGGGGUUGCUGAAGUGAGCGUUUAGAGUAAUUUCUGGAAAUUUAUUUGUAUUAUGCAUGUUUCUGUCACUCCCCACAUGUUGAGAACCGCUGCUUUAUUUAUUUUUUUUUCAAGAUUUUUCAAGGGUUUUAAGAUAAAUGAAAACAAUGUCAAGGAUGUUAAAACGAACUUGAAUGUUGCCAACUGCAAACGGAAGAACUUUAAAAAAAAAUAUUCUGCAGCGCUAUAAAAAUGCACUGAAUUAUCAUUUAACUUUUCAAAAAAUAUCUAGCUUCUCAACACGUCCUAGAUCCUGUACAUAUAAAUGUCAAGUUCCCCUUUCAGACCUUGCGUGCGAAUUAUAGGGCAGAUGGUGUAAAGGCCAUCUGUUUUUUGUGGCCCGCAGUUAAAGAGUGUGGCAUGUGGCCAACACAACGUCCAACCUCCUACACUUUCCCCCAACUAAUGUCAGAUACCCAUUAAAGCUGAGUGGACUCAGAAGCGCCCUUAUGAUUCCAAAAUUCAAAAAACCCAGUCUUUACCAAGAUUCGUACCGAGGACCCCCCGGUUUGGAAGCUAAGUGCUUUAGUUCUCAGCCACCUUUCCUCCUUCUGUACAUAUUACCUAAAUGCAUGACGCGUAGGACGUAAUCAUCUUCUUUUUUGAAGUAACGUCUGUAUUAUAUAAGAUAAGAUAAGAUAAGAUAAGAAAAAAGUCCAGAAGCAUUAUCCCGUUGGUCGUUAGAAAGGCUUUUAUCCAACAACCAGGCCUGGCCAUGAGGCUCUCCACCCCUGUCCUAUCUGAGGGCUCCCAGCGUUAGCGGCCAUUAUGACUGGGCAUGAGGGGCCGUACCACGUACAUGGCGCACCGUGCCUCUUUCCUUAGACCCACUCGCUACAAGUGGACGAAGGCAAUGCUAACCAUGGGGAGAUUGCCUCAUAUUCCUAUACUGUGACCGUCACUGUUCCGUGUAGGGACCGCCACUCCAGCUCCUGGUACUGAUGUGGAACGGCGUGGCGGACUUUUUGGAUUGGGACCCGGGCGUUUUUUCUCCAUCCCAACCCCAUGUGAGAGAAAAAAAAAGCUCACCCAGGGAAGCCCUGCCGGACCUGGUUCGCUACUCGUACCUAGCCUAUCUAGUUACACUACUAGACGUUUCCACGGAGGCGCCACGCUGAGGCGACGGGUAGCUGGAAUCCUCCGGUACAUAUUACCAGACUUCACGAAAUAUAGAUCAGUAGCUCAGGCGGAAAAAAAUACACUUAAAAUACACUGUACUUGAACAGCCUAUGCAAAUAUGUGCGUGUGUGUGUGUGUACACUACUACUCAGUAACAAAAUAGGUCAGCAAAAUGUGCAUACAAGAAAUAAUGCACACAACAGGACAAAAACCAAUCAGAGAGUUCAGUGUACCAGUAGACAUACAUAUACUCAGGCCGAAACACUACUGUCACGUUCGAUACUGUUACUCCCAAGCGUAGAACUCCACAAAGUAGGUAUUCGAUUAUUCUGUCAGAUAUCCAACUUCUGAUAGGCUACUGGCUAAAGUUAAUUCACUUGUCAUCUGCAUUUACUCAUCAGAUAGUAAAAAUAAAAGAUCUAUCAAGAUAGACCAUGCACACAACAAUAGUAACGGGCGACUACUCAAAUUCCUCAAGAAGGAUGGAAGAUGAAUGAAUAAUAAACAAUGAGAUGUCAAGCUAAUCUAGAUCUAAGUUUACUCAAAUAAAUCUAUACACCAAGAGCUAAUGAAUGCAACUAUCCCCUAAUAAAGUGUAUUUAGUAAAAAAUGUUAUUUUAUCGGCCAUUUUUAUCAAUAUUGUUUAUUGUCUAUUCUAACCCAUCUGGCAAUAGAAAGAAAAAAAAAACAUAAAAUAUAGAAGAGCUUUAAAAAAAAAAAUAUAGUUUAAUAUAAUUGACAAACAAUAUAUAGGCUUCUUAAUAUUGAUAGCAAUAGUAACAAUAGUUAUAAUAUUUAUUAUUUAAAAAAAAUACAUUUAUUUAAUAAUCCUAAUAUGAUUUCUGUAUUAUCCUAGAAUGAAUAGAAUUGUGUAUUUUAUCUUGGAUUAGAUUUAAUACCAGUAGAACUCUAAAUAAGAAUGCGGUGUUACUGAUUGUUAGCAUUUCCUUUCAUUGUUUUUUAUAUUGUGAUUUGUUUAUGCUAGAGGAGAAAUUAUAUUCAAAUCUAACAUUCGUAGCGUCACCCGCUCCCGAAUUUAAAAAAAAAACAAAAACAUUACUAACGAUUUACCAAAGUGAUCGCUGGUAAGUCUGGGUCUCAGCUAGUCUUACUUAUCACAUUUGUUUAGUCCCAGAGCUGCCGUUUGUAUGUCUUAUGUUAUAUUUGCUAAAACAUCCAGACCGAUAUUUCAAUUUACACCGAAAUUCUAAACUACGUUCAAUAUUGUGUAAAAAUUAAACUUAUAAAGGAAAUAAUCGGCUUGGUAAUAUUCAUGUGUUUUAAAAGACAAUCUAUAUGUAAAUACAUUUAGCGUUUUUCUAAAGUAUUUAUAGAGAUUGUGCGCGUGAGCUUAUAACGGAAAUGUUGUUUUUUUUAUAUUGUUGGGUAAUUCAAAAGCUUUUGACUAUUAUAAAUCAAGAUAAAUAAUACAUGUAAGCGUAACUAAUUUUAGAACAGUAAUAAUAAAUGUAAAGUUUCUGAACGCGUAAAUUUUUUAUAACAUCACCAUCUCAAAAUUAUAUAAAUUAUCAGCCAAUUCAACAUUUAAAUGUGUUUCAUGGCUAUUAAACUAAACAAUGUAAUUUUACAACAGACUAUUUAAAAAUUUUUGUGUGAUCUCGUAUAACAUAUAAAUUAGGUUCAUAGGUAUCACAAAAGAGAUACAAAACACCUAUAGCAAAGACUUACAGACACAAACACUCUUUUGUUCCCCUGGCAAUCAAAUCAUUAAAUAAGAACAAUCUGGUAUAAACUUUGUCACAUGUAAAUUAUGAGUGAGUCUGGUGUGAAUGUACACUUUGGUUUCUUAUAGUUAUAAUGCUUUUUUGUUUGGUGUAAUGCACAAAUUGUAAGACAAAUUUCCAUACGGACAAUAAAGAUUAUUAUUAUUAUUAUAUUAAAUCAUCCAGAAUCCAAAUGUCUUACGGCAUUCAAUGUAUACGAACUCGUUGCCGUUUACCAAGUUCAAUUCUAUUUUCGCCGUCCUUGACCCUAUUUCUGCAGUAAGUUCCUUUCGAGAGCCGUACGCUAUUCCUCUUAAAUAGUCCAGAGCGAUUAGUAAGACCAAUAAACCUCUAGGCUUAAUGAAGCCUAUCUGCAUCUGCCUGUCUGAACAAGCCUCUGUCUGAGAAAGAUCCAAACAGAGGCCAAUUUGCACAUCCCCAUUACCGAUGGCCCGUAUCCGCCAAAAAGCAGAGCCCACCUGGGAAACUCCUAUGUUCCCUCUCUGUACCGCAUCAACCGUGCAGGUGUCCGCCUUAAAAAAAAAAAGUUCCUUGGAAGAACGGUGUGUGGAUAGUGGUAUGUUUGUUUGGGGGCCUUCCUCCAUCCCCGCCUGUUCAAUGGACUCGGUCCUUAAGCACCCCAACUGUGAGAGGGGGGAGGGGGGCUAUUUUACUUUAUUAUUGGCCUAAUCGUCUUCUGUAACGACCGCCUCUACCCGAGCUCUACGCUGAGGCUGAGAAGCGUGGGCAGGGGAGCACUAUUCUAGACAUGAAUAGCAUUCACUUAGAUCUAUUUAUAGAGAUAUACACACACCAGGGAUUCCCAAACUACUACUCCCCAAAGUUUUUUUUUCUUACCGUUGCUGACCUUUUAAAUUAUUUCACAAAUUUUACUUAGACCAUCAGCUUAUCAGUUUGAAAGUUCAAUUUGAAAGUUUCAUAAAACAUCCAUCCUUCCCUAAUGGAUCGAUUGUGGCAUAGUCCAACGGUACUCAAAGCCAAAGGCGUAGCUAGUGAGGGGGAGAAUUUGAAAAUCCCCCCCGAGGGCCCCCAAAUGAGUGUUUUUUACAGUAAAUAUUAAGCCACAUGCAGGGGCCCCCAAAAAGUUUAAGCCACCACGGCCCCCAAAUGAUGUCUAAUUCCUAGCUAGGCCACUGCUUAAAGCAUUGAACUUAAAUAUUUGUCGUUGACGCUCGUUGAUUUGUAGCACCAAGCUUCUGGUAAACAACUAAACCGCUGUUCUGUGGCAUUCUACGUCUCGAGAGACGAUCUUUUCCCUUUGCAACUUCUUGUGUGACUAAGGAGGCCAAUCCUUGAUACACAGCUGCGAUCGCAGGUUGGGCAUAUGUAAUCACCAGGCGCCGUUGCAUUAUCACCCUUCUUUCUGCUUCUGUUGUGUAUGACAUCUGCAAUCCGUGACCCUUCCUUUAUGCUCUCUCCCCAUGUGGAUCUGUCCAGUGCCACCUCUUCCCAGUUGCCAGUGUCGAUUUUGAAGAGCUUCAUGUCGCGUUUGCAUUCAUCCAUAUAACGUAAAAGUGGGCGACCAGCGGCUCUCCUGCCUUCUAUUAGAUCGCCAUACAGGAUGUCCCGUGGAAGUCGACCUACUGGCAUUCUACGAACGUGGCCAAGCCAGCCAAGGCGUCUGCUGCUGAUAACAGAGCGGAUGUCCUGGCACCCUGCUCUUCGUAGCACUUCCUCGUUGGUUAUCUUAUCCUGACACCUUAUUUUAAAGAUCCGCCUUUAGGCAUCGGAGGUGGAAGACAUUCAGUUUUUUUAUAGAUACACCGCUGUAGGCGUAUUAUAUUCUAUAACCUCUUUAUGAACGAAACUGAAUAAAGCUUGUAUGAAAAUAUAUAGACACAUUCAACUUGAGAUGAAAUUAAAUAAAAUUAUUUUGAAUGAAAAUAACAAUAAAAACACGUCUUCACACUCUGGCAUCAUGUAGCUUACGACAGCGCCGCUUACCUUGCAUCAUUCAUCCUGUUUAGCCAUCAACCAAUCGCUAACUUCUCACCGUCACCAUAGAAACACACACACUUACACACGCAUGUUCCAUAACAAUACUAUUGAAGGGAAUCCUUAAAAAGAGAACCUUUUCUCGGCAGGCUUUGCAAUGUCACGAAUAGGCUCUGAACCUAAUGUGUGCGUGUAUGUAUACAUAUGUGUGUGUAUGUAUACAUAUGUGUGAUUGUAUGUAUACAUAUGUGUGUGUAUGUUGUGCUUGCAUUAAGUUUCUUGUGUGUCAAUUUAAAUUCUGAAUACAUCGGUAUCAAGUGAGCAAAGAGGCAGAAUGUUAACUUUAAUGAUGUCCUCCAUAAAAAUGUCCUAUCUUCAUCCUUAACCACAUCCUAAAUGAAGACAUUGUCCCACACAAAGUCCUCUUCUGGUGUCCUCGCCUAAAGUCCUCUAGUUAUGUCCUCAAGUGUUCAUCUUUUUAUGUCCUCUUAUACCCUUAUUACCUGUACAUAAUGUCCUGUUGAUGUCCCCGACAUAUUUUCUAUAGCUAUGUCCUGCCGAGUUCCUUUCCCGAUUUCCUCUACUUAAAUCAUGUGAUCAACUUAUGUCCUCUACUUAAAUCAUGUGAUUGACUUAUGUCCUCUGCUUACGUCUUCUACCAGUGUCCUCUUUCUGUCACCAUGACGACAUAGUCUGCAUGUCUUCUUUAUUUCUUCUGACACCAGAGAUUUAUUUUUAGGUCGUGAGUUUUUGUUCUCGGCCUGAUUCCUGCCGGAACUUUGAUAAACAGUGCACUAGGACCCGACCUUUGAGUAUUCACAAGCAGCUCUCUCUCAUUCUUCUUCUUCUUCUAGCCAGCUUUAUUGCUGCUGAGCUGUCAGCUCUUUUGCAGACUGUGCCAAGGAAAAAAAAAGUGUGCUGUUUUCUUCAGUUGUUCAGCACUGCCGUACAGGGUGUUGGUUAUGUUGGGCUGUAGUGGAAGUAGGGUCUGCCCAAGGUGGAUUAGGGAGGGGCAUCUCUCUCUCAUAAGUCUCAUCUGCUCUCUCUAGCUCCCUAUCAUUCUGUCUAAUAUAUCUAAAGAAACUAACGAAUAAUUGUAAUUCCUGCUACAAAUUAAUUGUUGGUACCCAGGUCCACUGCUACAGCUAUGCCCGAUUAAUUUCUGAACACUUGCAUUGUCUUGCAAGCUUACCAGCCAUUUCCAGGUCAGGGCAUAUGCGUUUGCUGCCCUAACCUUUCUGGACGUCAAAAUUUAGUGGCCAUCUGCCAAGUAUAUUUUGGGAGGGGGGAAAGAGGCAUAACUCUUCUUUAUUUCAUGUGCCCCAAUGUUUGAAAAUACUAUUUUCUCCCUUUAUGGCAGCGGUUAUCAACCUUUAAUGCUCGGCGACCCCUUUUUACAAUCCACCACUCUUCCGCGACCCCAGCACAUACACACAUACAGCAAUAGAAGAAUAGACAACAACAAUCCUUAUUUUCGAUGGUCUUAGGCGACCCCUGGCAAAUCGUCAAUCCACCCCCAAGGGGGUCGCGACCCACAGGUUGAGAACCCCUGCUUUAUGGUAUCAUUUUUUUGUAUAUAUUAUGUUUGAUAAAAGUUGUGUACAUUCGAAGGUAGCCCAAGCGUUUUUUUAAGUAAUACAAUGUGUUUCAUUAUGUUGAUGUCUGCUCUCUGUGAUUUUAUAUUUAUUAUAUAUGGUUGUGAUUUGGAUUUUAUAUUCCUAUUAUUAUAUAUGUAAAAGGAAGUAUAAUUUUUUUAUUGUUUGAUAAAAACAAACAACUCAAUAAAUGUUUGUUGUCAGAGGAUUUGUAGUUAAAAUGAAAAUGAAAACAGAGAACAGUGAGUCUCGUAAUUUUUACAAAGUUUAUAACAACUCACUCCGUCUGUCUGUCUGUCUGGUAAAAAGUUUGAACAUGUUUUUUUUCUCCCAUUUCCCAUUCUCAGAUCAAGUCAAAACUUUGCACAAUUAUUCAUUGAAUCUGACAAGACAUGAA